Molecule: messenger RNA, 576 nt
Organism: Eruca vesicaria subsp. sativa (arugula)
Lineage: Eukaryota; Viridiplantae; Streptophyta; Magnoliopsida; Brassicales; Brassicaceae
Source: the annotation of a GenBank genome assembly
CGGUUUCUCCUUGACUUCAGCCUCCAUAUAUCAUUUGUUUCUGCUUAUACCAAUCCAGAAAAAUAAGAAAAGAAGAAAAACACAGAUUAAAAAAAAAAAAGUCAAAGAAAACGCCAUGGACGCCAUCGAUUCUGUCGUAGAUCCUCUUAGAGACUUUGCCAAGGACAGCAUUCGUCUCGUUAAGCGUUGCCACAAACCAGAUCGCAAAGAAUUCACGAAAGUGGCGGUCCGUACAGCUAUUGGGUUUGUAGUGAUGGGAUUUGUCGGAUUCUUUGUGAAGCUCAUCUUUAUUCCCAUCAACAACAUCAUCGUCGGUGCCACUUAAGAUAAACCAGGGAUGAUGGGAGGAGGCUAGUAGUUACAGCUUUGUUGUUUCAAGAAGACACUUCACUUUUUUUUUUUUGAUUCAGAUGCUCGAAAGAGUAAAGCUUUUGUUAAAAAUUGCAGAAUUCUAUUUAAUAUAUGUCACUGUUUUUAUUUUUACUUGGCUGUUGAAAAUUGCAUGUUUUUGUGUAUGUGGGUGAGACAAGGCUAACACUUAAUUUUGGUUACGAAACUUGCAUAAAAUCUACCAAG